AGAUCUCAAUCUUCAUAACUAGAACAGUCUCCAUCUAUUGGCACUUGCUUGCAAGAGUGACGAAAAUCACAUUUCUUCCCUUGUAACGCCAUCACUCCAACCAAUGCCCAAUCCCUCUCAAUCGCAUUCCCAAUAACAAAAACAAAAACAAAAACAAUUUCUAUUUGUUUUUCAUUUCUCGGGCCUUUGACGCCAAGAUUGGGUUGCAGUUGCAGUGUCUGUCAUAAUCUGGUGCCCUCGGCCUCACCCAGACGCAGAUGCAGACUCUGGGUGGUUUGUUGGUCACUUCCGUUCUCGCUUUCUACCACAGGUUCUUCCGUCUCUCCCUUCGUUUCUUCAUUCUCAUAUUCAUGGAUUUCCCUUCCACAUUCAGAUUCAUCGCAAAGUUCAGUGAACUCGGUUGCGGCCUUCUCCUCUUAGGCUAUGUCUCGCCCCUCUUCAACUUCCUCGGCCUCCUCCUCAUCUUUCUCUUCUGCCUCCGCCUCCUGCGCCUCUCUCCCAACACCAAACACAACGAUAAUGAUAAUAACUCCAAUUCCAGACCCUAUAAUUCCGAGGACCAUGUCUUCGACGUAAUGUCGCUGCGCCGCAUGGUGAAGGCCGAGCGCCAGCGCUACCAGGCCGCCUGCGCCGAGAUCGAGCAGGAGCGCGGCGCGGCGGCGUCCGCGGCGGAGGAGGCCAUGGCGAUGAUCCUCCGCCUCCAGAGCGAGAAGAGCGCGGUGGAGAUUCAGGCUAAGCAGUUCCGCCGCGUGGUGGAGCAGCGCCAGGAGUACGACCACGAGGUCAUGGAGUCGCUCCGGUGGACGGCGGAGCAGGAGGAAUCGCAGAAGAAUCUCCUCGAACGCCAGUUGGAGGCUCUCAGGGAGAGGCUCGGGCAGUUCCUCAACGAGCACGAGAUUGAGCACCUCCGAGACGAAGAAGAUGAAGAAGGUGAAGAGCGCGAGAUCCAGCACCUUAGAGAAGAAGUACGAGAUGAGGGAGAAGAAGGUGAAAAGCACGAGAUCCAGCACCUUAGAGAAGAAGAAGUACGAGAUGAGAAAGAAGAAGAAGAAGAAGGUGAAAAGCCAGAGAUCCAGCACCUUAGAGAAAAUGAAGUACGAGAUGAGGAAGAAGAAGAAGGUGAACAGCACGAGAUCCAGCACCUUAGAGAAGAAGAAGUACGAGAUGAGGAAGAAGAAGAAGAAUGUGAAGAGCACGAGAUCCAGCACCUUAGAGAAGAAGAAGUACGAGAUGAGGAAGAAGAAGGAACGGCGACCGGCACGGCCACUGGUUCCGCCAGUGUCGUUGGCGAUUAUGACGAUGAUAGCAGCGGCUUCUUGAAUUUCUCUGUUGAAUUAGAUGUAGAGGUUUCUCCGCAAAUCCAAUCUCCAACAUACACUCACACAGAACAGGAUCACUUGUGACUUUCUUGCUCAUCCACAUCCACAUGCACGUGAUGAUGCACAUGGACAUGUGAUAGCAAAACGACAAAUAGUUGCUUCUACUUUUUAUGGUUUCAUCAUGAUUUUGGACGGUGGGACUGAUUCUUGAGUUAUCUAAACACACUGUAAGUUGAUUAUUUUAAGUUAUUCUGAACACAGGUUAAAUACACACUGUAAGUUGAUUAUUUUAAGUUAUUCUGAACACAGGUUAAAUUCAUCCAUAUCUGAUUGUUGAUUUCUUAUCUGAUUUGUUUGAAACAUUUUGUCAAAAACUCACUUGAUAAAAAAUGCAGUAAGUAGAUAGUUUCAUUGAAUGAGUCUGGGUUCAUGAAUGAGCAAGUAGGGAACCUGGAGGUUGAAUCCUAUGGGACAGUGCUAGUGUUUUCAGAGGCACUCAUUCGGGAAUGAGUGGUCUCUCUUCAUUAGGUGGUCUUGAUUCUAAUCUUUGCCUUAAAUCUCCCACUUUGUCACACCUUACAUCUCUAGGAAAUUUAGAAGUUCAUUUCUGAAUUCUGAAAUUUAGUGAUGACACAUGGAAUAUGUAUAAACUAUGAAGGAAGUUCAUUUCAGUUUCAAAUUAAGUUACCAUUUGGACA
Cajanus cajan (pigeon pea) is the source of this 2017-nucleotide messenger RNA. RefSeq lists its product as uncharacterized. NCBI's taxonomy places the organism in Eukaryota, Viridiplantae, Streptophyta, Magnoliopsida, Fabales, Fabaceae. The record is from RefSeq and is a predicted model, not a curated record.